Phyllotreta striolata is the source of this 5233-nucleotide messenger RNA. NCBI's taxonomy places the organism in Eukaryota, Metazoa, Arthropoda, Insecta, Coleoptera, Chrysomelidae. The record is from the annotation of a GenBank genome assembly.
UCGUCCAUGGGACACCAUGUCAGGGGUCACUCGUAAACAGGAAUGAGAUUUCCCAUUCGCCUGCAUACCGCCUCGGCGGGCCGGUCUUUUCGCAAAAUGGACGACUCGUUGAAGGUUUUCGGUGUUGUUUUGUGCCUGAUUUUCCACUGUUGUGCCCCCCGAUGCGCCGCUUCGACUCUAUCAGAGAAUUCGAUUAGCAAACAAGACGACAACAACAACAACAACAACAACAACACAUCCGUCGAACCUCCCGCGAAAUCUCGCACUUUAUACGACUAUCAAACGCGUACUGUCGCUUUCAAAGACCUGGUAGAAUCCAGGUGCAUCUUAGAGGUGCUCAACGGCGGCGAGAGCAUCAUCGGCCAAUGGAACUCCAACAGGAAAAUGAACACCAUCUCCAAGCAAUUCAUACGCAACGAAUUGCUCUCGAAGCGCCAGAUAUGGCGCUUGGGCGGGCAGCGCAUCUCCGAGUUCUGCAUGGGAUUCCCCACGUACCUCGUCAAGAACCAAGCCGACGUUGACGUUGACGUUGACAGCUCCGACGGGCUGUCUAACAGCAUAGACAAAGGCCGCGCCAAACGCUCUACCAGCAAUUACUUUCGAGGAAGGGUCGGGGGACAGACGCAGUCGCAGUACCUGAACUACGGCGGCGGGGAAUCCCCCGGAAGGGCGGAGGCUGAGUCCAAUUUCGAAGGCUCCAAGGCAGUAGUGGCGGGAAAUUCCGGCAUGGGCCAGGCGCAAAGCCAGAGCCUUUCUCUGGAUUGCGGCGAUUGCAGGGACCAGGAGCAGGUCAUCGAAAUCCAGAGAAGGCCCGUCGGGAGUUAUCCAGAAGCUAUUAGGCAACCCGGUGGGACGUCGCAACAAACUGGUUUCCCCAGUGGAUUUCCUGGACAAGGACAAUUUGGUAGAGGACCUGGACAAGAAGGACAAAUCGGUAGAGAACCUGGACAACAAGGACAAACUGGUAGAACACCUGGACAAGAAGGACAAAUUGGUAGAGGACCAGGACAAGAAGAGCAAAUCGGUAGAGGCUUUGGACAAGAAGGGCAAAUCGGUAGAGGACCUGGACAAGAGGGACAAAUCGGUAGAGGACCUGGACAAGAAGGGCAAAUCGGUAGAGUACCUGGACAAGAAGGACAAACCGGUAGAGGACUUGGACAAGAAGGGCAAAUAGGCGGAAGACCUGGACAAGAGGGGCAAGUUAUUGGAGGUCCAGGACAAAUUCCAGACUGGCAGAGACCGCCUGGAAGUUGGACGGGCCAGCCUACUACGGAACAAUGGCCUGUAGGUCCUGGGCAAACAGAACCUACAGGACAAUGGCCUGUAGGUCCUGGGCAAACAGGACAGACGAAUUGGCCGCAACAAACUGGAAAUAAUUUACAACCCGGAGGUGUAUCGAAUUGGAAAUUACAGCCGGGUAAUUUCCCCGGACAAACGGGUGUUGGACAACCGGUUGUUACGGCGAGUCGUCCUGGAGCAACUGGAAAUGUUGGACAGCCUGGAGCAACGGGAAAUUGGAAUUUACCACAAGGACCAGUUGCUGGAAAUUGGCCGGGUUCUGGACAACAAUAUCCAGGAGGUACGAAUUGGCCUAGUUAUCCGUCUAGUUCCACGCAAACAGGACAAAGUGGAGUAAAUCAAGUAGGAACAUGGCCAGGUCAAUGGCCGAGUCAAUCAAAUCAAGGAGUUGAAGGAGGUCAAAGGUCUCCUCAAAGGGGAAAUUUCGGUGGGAAAUUAAGCGGUGAUUAUCAAAGUCAUACGGGACAAUAUGGUAGAUUUCAGGGUCAAUUUUCUGGACAAUACGAAAAUUUUGGACCUACGGGGGGUACUGGACAAAUUGGUGGAUGGCCUGGUCAAACAGGAACCACGGGACAAACUAGCGGAUCAGGACCGACAGGAGGAUUUCCAGGACAAACUGGAGGCUGGCCUGGACAAACAGGUCGAGGACAAACUGGAGGUACAGGACAAAUAGGUGGUCCAGGGCAAAUUGGUGGAUGGCCCGGACAAACAGGAGGACCAGGUCAAAUUGGUGGUACUGGGCAAAUUGGUGGAUGGCCUGGGCAAACAGGAGGUACCGGUCAAAUUGGUGGUCCUGGACAAACAGGUGGUACUGGACAAAUUGGUGGAUGGCCCGGACAAACGGGAGGUACCGGUCAAAUUGGUGGUCCUGGACAAACUGGUGGUACUGGACAAACUGGUGGAUGGCCUGGGCAAACAGGAGGUACCGGUCAAAUUGGUGGUCCUGGACAAACUGGUGGUACAGGACAAAUUGGUGGAUGGCCUGGGCAAACAGGAGGUACCGGUCAAAUUGGUGGUCCUGGACAAACUGGUGGUACAGGACAAAUUGGUGGAUGGCCCGGACAAACGGGAGGUACCGGUCAAAUUGGUGGUCCUGGACAAACUGGUGGUACAGGUCAAAUCGGUGGAUGGCCCGGACAAACGGGAGGUACUGGUCAAAUUGGUGGUCCUGGACAAAUUGGAAGAUGGCCCGGUCAGGGGCAAGGUACUGGACAAAUCGGAGGACAAGGACAAAUUGGAGGACCAGGACAAGGACAAAUUGGAGGACCAGGACAAGGACAAAUCGGAGGACAAGGGCAAAUAGGACCAGGCCAAAUUGGCCAAUACGUAGACCAAGGAGGUAGAGUAACCGACGAUUCGGAUUCCCAAGUCCAAACGUCCGUCCAACAAUCCCAAAACGGCACGACCGCCCAAGCCCAAGCGCAAGGCACCUUCGAAGGCGGCACCGCCCAAUCACAAGUAUCCGGAACCUACUCGGGUUCGGGUUCUUUCAGCGCCGCCGCGGGAUCGGACGACGGCAAAAGAGCCGCCCAAACGAACGUCCAAGGCGGCAAAGAGGGCGCCCAAAGCUCUGCCCAAGGAACGGGCGGCGCCGGGAAAUCCCAAGCUCAAGUAAUUCUAUCGGACAACGGCCAAACCGUCGCCGAUUCUCAAAGUUUCGGCAUAUCCCACGGCACCCAAUCCCAAGUCAAAGCCUCAGAAACCGGCGGACUGGCCGACGCCCAAUCCAACGGACCGGGAAAAACCUCCUCGCAGGCCCAAAUCGGGUUCCUACCUUAUGAUAAUAGCGAGAGCACCAACCAAUCGGUACCGUUCAUGGGUAGCGGCACCGCUGGAGCCCAAAGCGGUUCUAACGCGGGUAUGACCCAAUCGCAAGUCCAAGGUAAAUUCCAAUUCGGCAUCAAAUACAUGGGAUCCGCCCAAGCGACGUCAGGAGGAGCUCGCUUGGAAGCAAACUACACCAAACCAGGUCCGUUCAAACCUUCAAACAUCAACUUCAAAGAUAAACUAACUCAAAACCAAGCGAAUAGAGCUGUACUAUCCGCUAACAAACCACCACCAAUUGCACAAAACCCCCAACAAGAAGACACCCCCCCGGCGAAGGUGUUCAAAAAAUCUUACCAUACACCCACCAAACCUACAGAUGAUUACUCAGAGGAGGAAUACGAAGAUGAGGACGAGGAAGAGUACAGCGAGGAGGCUCAAAAACCACUCACCAGGAGCAUCUCUACGCCCGCCCAGCACGUGGUGAAACCCAAAAUCAUCGCGCAAACCGGCUCUAAUCAAAGACAACACAUCGUCUUAGACCCGUUGGAGGAUUUGGACAUAACAGUACACCAGAGUACAGGCGAUUUUCCCAGCGACGGUACCGUCAUCCAACCAGGGCAAUCCAUUCCAGGUGCUCCAGGCUACAGGAUCCCGCUAGGUUUCCGAGGCACCGUGAAAUCCAUAGCGAACGGUCCCAACACCUACGCCAUAGGCAAGCAUUCGCAGGCCCAAAGCGUGACGGUCUCCCCGGGAAGCGGCAGGAUAAUCUACAAGAAACCCUUCUACGCGGUGACCUCGAACACCCACUCGGUAAAAGGCCAGUACGGUUACGGAUCGGGCUACACCUACCAACCGGCCUACUCUCCAAUCCGCUACCAGCUGAAGAACGGGAAGAGCCCGCCCGGGUUCGUGUCGCUGACCAAGUCCGAAUCGGGUUCGAGGAACCUGUACACCGGAAAGAAGACGCCCAGCGUGUACUACACGCAAUCGUCGACCUGCGGGGUGUUCACCAAUCAGUGCGUGUUCAACGCCGGCAGGAAGCUCUGCUUCCCAAAGGCCAAGACCAAUCCAGACGGUAGCCUGAUGGGCUGCUGAACGUAUUAUAAAAAAAUCUAGCCUGUAAGUUAGUAAUCGUAGAAAGUAAAUGUAAAUAAAUAAAUAUUUAAUUGGUUUUGUUGGUUAUGUACAAUCUGGUUGAUCAGUAGAAUAGGUUGUUGGUGAGUCCUGUGGUGGUUCUGGUCGCGAGAGGUAUCCGGAUGAUUCGCAGGUUGGUCUCCUGCGGCGAGACGUUCCUGAGGAAGAACUUCUGGAAUCUGGUGCUCAGCAACCACAGGUACCCGUCGCUUUUCCAUCGCAGCUCGGCGCAGAAUUGGAGCUUCUCCGGAUCGUAGGCCAACAACCUGAAAUUCGCAUUAGUUUAUUUCGUAGUCGAUUGUAUCUAAUCCGGUACCUUUGUUGAUUGGUGAUUGGAUUCCAAGCUGCUACGGAUGUUUCCGUCAACGGACUGAAGUAUAUAGUCUCGUCUACCAGGUUCACGGUGAUGCCUAAACCUUGCGAUGAUUUCUUACCGACGAAUUGCACGGGAAGCCUUUCGAAUUCCCCCGGAGGUCCUUUGGACAAAACCGAAGUCGGUAUACUAAAUAUCCUGCAAAAACAACAACAAACGCCUGGUACUCCACCAGCAACUAUCAAUCUACUAGCAAGCAAUUAUACCUAUCAGUAGCAAGGGGUUGGUAGUAAACCACCCCCAAUUUCGGCGAAUGAGUGAUACCAACGAUCCCGUCCAUCAACGUGAAAUCCUCCCCGUUGAUGUUGUAAUCGGAGAAAUUCGGAUCCGGGAACAUCGAAGGAUGCACGAACCUCCAAGCCUCAUCUCUUCUUCCAUCGUACACCACCAAACCUGGUGCAGCCGUAUCAGACAUGUAAACGAACGCCGAAUCGCACCUGCCUUGAAUGCUCUCGUCCACCACCAGAUUGGUCAGCAACGACGAGGGCCUCAGCACCCCGUCGGGCAAGUACACGGUGCGCACCACGCGAUCGGUGAAGAGGUCGAUCACCACCAGCUUGGGCUGGCACACCCGCCGGAAGUCGUCCAAGGAGGUCGUCACGCCCGAGUCGAGCACCUGCGGAGAUGGUUUAGAUCAUGUAGUUGUUUCGAGGAGACCAU